CUCACCAGGUUUCUGUAAGCCAAUCACAGGGCUCUCCACAGCAUACCCAGAAUUCGAUGGGACGGCACCUUCAUGUUUUUAAUUAUCAAGUUGGCGUUUAAAACCGGGCCCAGGUCUGCCGCUGGUGCCACAGUCUGUCAGAGGGGUGACUUUGGAGACAGGUUCGAGUGACAGAGGAGAACCCCACAACCAUCCUACCCACCAGCCAGUCCAUCUCUCUAGGCUGAAGCACUGGGCCCUUCCAAUAGCGCAACUCAGGACUUGGCCCUCCACUGCAGCCCUCUCCACUGGUUUUCAGCCAGGGCUCUGAAGGACUGACAAUGGCGUGCAAAUCACCUUUCAGUUUGGUUUUUGUGGGAGCACUGGUAGCAGUGGUGUUGCUUUCAGAGGUUCUGUUGGCUGGCCCAGUCUCUCCAAAGUCAAAAGCAGAUGAGUCCAUGAGUGCGAGAGCGGAGGCUGCUGCCUCAGCUCGUCGACUGGUGCGCAACAGGAGAAACAUCAGCUGGUACAAGCAGCACUCUGACUUCUGGAACUGGUACAAGUACUUCACUGACGCCGGCAACUCAGAUGCUGUUUCGGAGCUGGACCGCGUCUACUUGUCCUACCUGCAGAACAAGAACCGUGCCGAGGGCCGUCGCUCCUACAAGGCCUACCUGACGCACCUGGGAGAGAUCUACAAGUCCUGCGCUGACACGGAAGACCCCACCAAGUGCGUGGCGUCCUACACCGCCAGGCCCAAGCCUGAGCCACCCAAGCCUGCUCCUCUGAAGGUCUGUGACCCUUACAAAGACCCCUACUGCCUGUACGGCCUCUACUCCCCGUACGUGGCUCCGGUCGCAGCCAAGGCCCCGGCCCCGGCCCCGGCUCCCGCUGCGGUCAAGGGCAAGGCCCCGGCUUACAUGAGCGCCACUCCCAUCCUCGACCCACGUACCGGCUACUACUACUACACCCCGGUGAUGCAGCCCUUCCUGUCCAAUGAGCAGAAGGCCGAGCUGCUGCGCAUCUGCAACGCCGAGGACGUGGAGUGCCUGCAGUACCACCUGCGCGCCUCCUUUGGCUACCGGCCCGCCGGAGGCCCCCUGCCGUCCUACGCCCACCUGGGCUGCGAUCCCAAGAGCGACCCCGGCUGCCUGGCGCACCUGAUGAGGCUGGCCCCCUCCGGCCUGCACCUGACCUACCCGUACUGCGACCCCACCACCAACCCCUACUGCGCCUACGGCGCCGCUCUUCAGGCCGCCAAGAAAGACGACGCCCAGGCCCCCGCCUCGCUGAAGGCGCCCUGCAACCCUCUGUUCGACGACAAGUGCAACCCCCUGACCGCCUACAAGAUGGCCAGCGAGUCCCCAGACGCCCAAGACGAGCCCGCUUCAGCCGCCAUGCGUGCCGCCCCGAGGGCUGCCCCGGCCCCUGCACCCAUGCGCCAAGACCCCUACGCCAUGUUCCGUGACGCGGCAGCUGCAGCCAUGCAAAGGCGCGCCCCCGCCCCUGCGCGCGCACCCGCCCACCCCUACAGGCUCCCCGCCCCGCUCAGCCCCCCGCAGCCAGAGCCAGAGGAGGAGCGCCACCCCCUGGGGCCUCGCGGCAAGACCAAGGAGGGCUACGACUGCUUCAUCGGCUACGAUGAGGAGUGCUUCCCGCUCAAGCCCGCCCAGAGCCAGGAGCCUCGCUCCGCCCCCCACCGGCCGAUGUUCCCCUUCCCGCCAGAGGCCUACGAGCCCCACGUGAAGGCCGACGGCUCCAGGAACGGCGUGGUGGAGCCCGACCCCGACUGCGACCCCGAGUACGACGCCAACUGCAAGCUGCGCCGCUACGAUCCAGAGGCCGCCGCCGCCGCCGCCGCCGAGCAGCCCAGCGCCCCACAGGAAGAGGCCCAUCACGCCUACCCGACCAGGGAGCACCAGGAGCAGCCCGAACACCACGAUGACGCCGCCCAGCGCCGCGACGAUGCCUACCCCGAGCAGCACCCCGAGGUGCCUGGCUACAACCCGGACCAAUACGACCCUUACCAGAGCGGCCAGGAGGACCCGUACGCCGGUUACGGCUCCCAGGACCACAGCUCCCCCAACUUCCAGGACAUGCUCAGGGGCUAUGGAGACCACUUUGGCCAGGACGACCACCGCGCCUACACAGGAGACUACAAGAAGUGA
Molecule: messenger RNA, 2147 nt
Organism: Engraulis encrasicolus (European anchovy)
Lineage: Eukaryota; Metazoa; Chordata; Actinopteri; Clupeiformes; Engraulidae
Gene: and1
Product: actinodin1
Exons: 6
Coding region: 321-2147 (608 amino acids)
Source: RefSeq, a predicted model, not a curated record